Thamnophis sirtalis is the source of this 960-nucleotide messenger RNA. RefSeq names its product olfactory receptor 11G2-like. Gene Ontology annotation, biological process: G protein-coupled receptor signaling pathway. The record is from RefSeq and is a predicted model, not a curated record. Lineage: Eukaryota; Metazoa; Chordata; Lepidosauria; Squamata; Natricidae. Gene Ontology annotation, molecular function: G protein-coupled receptor activity; olfactory receptor activity. Gene Ontology annotation, cellular component: membrane.
AUGGAGUUGGCGAAUGGGACUGUGGCCCAGGGGUUCAUUUUGCUGGGAUUUGGAAUGGAUCAGCAAAAACGCUUCUUGCUGCUUCUUUUCUUGAUUACCCUUUAUGUUCUAACACUGGUUGAAAACAGCACCAUUAUAACCCUGGUCUGUCGAGAUAGCCAUCUGGGCCAGGUCCCCAUGUACAUCCUUCUGAGAAACUUUUCCUGGCUGGAGAUGUGCUACGUGACCACCACGAUUCCCUGCAUGCUUUUUGACCUUGCGACCCAUAACCAGGUUAUCUCUUUCCAUGCUUGCUUCCUCCAGUUCUAUCUCUUGUUCUCUCUUGGCACCACUGAAUUCUUCUUCCUUUCAGCCAUGGCUUUGGAUCGAUACUUAGCCAUCUGCCACCCAUUGCACUACCAGACCAUCAUGUCACCACAUUCCUGUUGCAUUCUGGUAACCGCAUGUUGGCUCCUUGGUUUCCUGGGAUACAUCACACCUGUUGUUUUGAUCUCCAAGUUGUCCUUCUGUGGACCCAACAUUAUUGACCAUUUUUUGUGUGACCUCGUUCCGCUGCUCUCUGUGGCUUGUCCUCCACUUGGAAAUGCUCCUUUGAUUUGCCAAAUUAUUGUGCACCUUCUGUUUUUAAGCAAUGUAAUAUUCGUCAUACUAUCCUAUGGCAUUGUGAUCUACACUUUGAUGAAAUCCUCCAGUAAAGGGAAUUGCAGGAAAGGCUUCAACACUAUAUCUAUGCAUCUUUUGGUGGUUACCCUUUUCUACAGCACAGUAGGAGCAAUGUAUGUCAUUCCAGUUGGAGAAAGUUAUUUAAAGGUUAAUAAGAUAAUAACACUCUUCUAUGCUGCCAUUAUACCUUUUCUCAACCCCUUGAUCUACUGUCUGAGGAAUGAUCAAGUGAAGGAGGCUCUGCAUAAAUUAUUGGCAGAAAUAUCAGAGUCAAUAAUGUCAACUAUCACAAUAUAG